Molecule: messenger RNA, 2034 nt
Organism: Oncorhynchus mykiss (rainbow trout)
Lineage: Eukaryota; Metazoa; Chordata; Actinopteri; Salmoniformes; Salmonidae
Product: protein phosphatase 1 regulatory subunit 14A
Biological process (GO): regulation of phosphorylation
Cellular component (GO): cytoplasm
Molecular function (GO): protein serine/threonine phosphatase inhibitor activity
Source: RefSeq, a predicted model, not a curated record
GUGAGUCAUUGUAAUUUCCCCAGAAUACUCCGUCACUCACAUUCUGGCGAAUUCUUGUCACACAAUUCAGAAAGUGUAGAACUUCUUUAGAGCUAAUCUCAAUCAAAUAAACAGUCAUCACAUUGCUCUCGGCGCACAACAGUUACCCGGGUCUGUAAGGUGUGGCGCUAGGACCCAUAGCCGAUUUCUUCACCAGUGCGCUACUAUUGCCAACGAUCGUGCACUUCUUUAAUAACUCCCUUGGUUCAUAGUCUGCACGUGUCUGUCAUCCAAAGUGGAUAUGGCUGCGAACCGGGUCGGGAGGAGAUGUAACAACAAGGUCCAUUCCCCGAGUAGGGGUCCAGGUAGGGACCCGGGGCUUAGCUUGCAGAAGAGGCAAGCACGGGUCACGGUAAAGUACAACAGAAAGGAGCUCCAAAGACGCUUGGAUGUGGAGAAGUGGAUUGACUGUAGUCUGGACGAGCUCUAUGUGGGCAGGGAGGAGGAGAUGCCGGAGGAGGUGAACAUCGACGAGCUGUUAGACCUGAAGAGUGACGAGGAGAGAACUCACAGGCUCCAGGAAAUGUUUCACACCUGCAAUAACACAGAGGUUUUCAUCAAGGAGCUGGUGUUGAAACUCCACGGUCUGCAGAAACAGGAGGACCUCCACAACGAUGGCAUCGAACAACCCCAGCUACACAUCUUCCCCAACCGGCAAGAUUCUGCAGACCGAGAGGUGAUCUGAAGGCCCUGUUAUGUUACCCUUCAAACCCAGCACCCCAUUCCCCAGCCCGAUGUCAUGGACCUCACCUGAAAAACAUGCAUAACGUUGAGUCUUGCGGGUCUAUACACUUUGCGCUACACACUGUCAAAUACACAGAUCUGACCACUUAUCAGAAACAUUGCAGACACCUUAUCUUCUGUCCUCACACACACACACACACACACACUACAAUGCACAGGCAGUCCCUGCAACAUUUGGACCUCUCCAAUGUCAUAUGAAUUAUGUUUUAUUUUUGUCAACUUAUAAAGUGUCCGUAUUGUGUGAAACAGGCUGCUUCUCUGUUGGGUCGCUACUGCUACUUGUGUUCUGUGUUUCCUCAAAUUGUUCUCCUGUUCUCUCUUAUUUUCCAGUACAUUGCAUAAUGCUUUUAUUGGAAAGCCCAUGAAGGUGUAAAACUGUUGGUCUGUGUCUUAUGUUGUGAGAUGCACCUCUAAUUCUGUUUAACUCAUAAACCAUAGGCAGAGUCCAGUAACAUACUGUAGGUACCAGUGUCAGUCUGAAGGUAAGAAAGACCACUAGGCUUUCAUAUAUCCCAAUGGGUUAGUUGAUUGUACCUAGCUAGAAGCAGGCCUACCAUAUUUUCAAACUGUAUCCAGCAACAUGAGACAAUAGUGGUCAAGUGGAAGAAAAAAUCUCUCUCUCUCUCUCUCUCUCUUGUGAUAUUCCCAAUGAGUUUAAUGACCAUAUACAUAAAGCUACAAAGGAUAUUUUUCAUGAAGACCAAGCAGUAUUGCUUGGCAGGUUGUCAACUGUCACUCACAAAGUGCGUUUAGGCUAGCUAUUAAGGAAAAUGUACGAUAACAUUUAAAGCUGUCAGCAAUACCAGGUCCUUUAUUUCUUACCCAAGUGUUUGUAUGUCUAUAGAUGGAAUGCUGAGGAUUUUUCAGUCAGCUAAAGGAUAGUACCCCAACUGCUUCACUGUUGCCCAUCAGGUACACAAUGUUUCGUUUUGCAUCAUUUUCAACACGGUUUGUAAAUGUGUAGUUCUCUGGCUGGUUGUAAUUGCUUGUAUAUUUGGUUUGAAUAGAUUUUAAAUUUAGCUUUUCCAAGAGUAACUUUAAAUCUUUAGGAUUCAUACAGUAUAGCGUUUUCUAGAUUAGAGGCUGUAUUUACGUAUUACCGCAAGGUAGUGUUGGCCAAUGUGUUUAUUUAUUGAAUUGUUUUAUUUUUUAGAUGUGAUUUAUGGAUAAACAGCGCCCUCUCCUGGCUAAAUGUACUGAGCAGUAAUUUACAACAACAUUACAUUUGACCAUGACAGUCUACUCUGCACA